Molecule: messenger RNA, 2192 nt
Organism: Arabidopsis thaliana (thale cress)
Lineage: Eukaryota; Viridiplantae; Streptophyta; Magnoliopsida; Brassicales; Brassicaceae
Product: Eukaryotic aspartyl protease family protein
Exons: 1
Coding region: 403-1812 (469 amino acids)
Biological process (GO): proteolysis
Molecular function (GO): aspartic-type endopeptidase activity
Source: RefSeq, marked reviewed
GUAAAUAAUCCUAUAAUUAGUAUUUGACUAUUUGUAUAGCAAAUAUCAUUAAACACAUAUAGUAUACCUCCACAAAAUCAAUACCAUUGGCAUUUUCUAUAGAUACAAGAAUGUAUUGGCUGGCUCUGUAUCAUCAUGUCUACGUAGACAGAGAUGUAUCAUGUCGACUAAACAAAAAUUACAUUUCCACGUAUAAGAUUUACUUAUAGUAGUAACUAGUAAUAAGUUUCCAAGUAAAAACAGACACAUUUAACUAAAUUAUUAUUCUAAAACAUUUUUAUAAAAGGAAGAAGAAAGUCACAGAGAUCGAACAUGAUUCUCCACUUUCCACUUCUUUGUCUUCUUUCUUCUCCUUCUCACUUACUUAACCCAUAAGCCAUCAAUCCCAAACACACCAUUACAAUGGCUUCUUCUAUCUUCUUCUUCUUCCUUAUCUUCCUCUCCGUCGUCUCCGCCGUCAAACUACCUCUCUCUCCCUUCUCCCACUCCGACCAAUCACCAAAAGACCCUUACCUCUCUCUCCGUCGUCUCGCUGAAUCCUCAAUCGCUAGAGCUCAUAAACUCAAACACGGCACCUCAAUAAAACCCGACGAAGAUGCUCUCUCCUCCACCACCACCGCAUCCGCCACCGUCGUGAAAUCUCCUCUCUCUGCUAAAAGCUACGGCGGAUACUCAGUCUCUCUCAGCUUCGGCACACCGUCGCAAACAAUCCCAUUCGUUUUCGAUACCGGAAGCAGUCUCGUUUGGCUACCUUGUACCUCAAGAUAUCUCUGCUCCGGUUGCGAUUUCUCCGGUUUGGAUCCGACUCUAAUCCCUAGAUUUAUCCCCAAGAACUCUUCCUCUUCGAAGAUUAUCGGGUGUCAGAGUCCAAAAUGUCAGUUUCUAUACGGACCCAAUGUUCAAUGCAGAGGAUGUGACCCGAAUACCCGAAACUGCACCGUCGGUUGUCCACCGUACAUUCUUCAAUACGGAUUAGGAUCAACGGCUGGGGUUUUAAUAACCGAAAAGCUUGAUUUCCCGGAUCUAACCGUACCCGAUUUCGUAGUCGGAUGUUCAAUUAUCUCCACCCGACAACCCGCUGGUAUCGCUGGGUUUGGGCGAGGACCCGUAUCGCUUCCUUCACAAAUGAAUCUCAAGAGAUUCUCUCACUGUUUGGUUUCUCGUCGGUUUGACGAUACCAACGUAACCACCGAUCUUGAUUUAGAUACCGGAUCGGGUCAUAAUUCCGGGUCUAAAACUCCGGGUCUCACAUACACGCCGUUUCGGAAAAAUCCCAAUGUCUCCAACAAAGCUUUUCUCGAGUAUUAUUACCUCAAUCUCCGGCGAAUCUACGUCGGAAGAAAGCACGUGAAGAUUCCGUAUAAGUAUCUCGCGCCGGGAACUAACGGAGACGGAGGAUCCAUUGUUGAUUCCGGAUCUACAUUCACUUUCAUGGAGCGACCCGUUUUCGAGCUCGUUGCUGAAGAAUUCGCUUCACAGAUGUCGAACUACACUCGUGAGAAAGACUUGGAGAAGGAAACAGGACUUGGACCGUGUUUUAAUAUCUCCGGGAAGGGAGAUGUGACGGUGCCGGAGCUGAUUUUUGAGUUUAAAGGUGGAGCGAAGUUGGAAUUGCCGUUAUCCAAUUACUUCACGUUCGUUGGGAAUACUGAUACCGUUUGUCUUACGGUGGUUUCGGAUAAAACCGUUAAUCCCUCCGGCGGGACUGGACCGGCGAUAAUUCUGGGGAGUUUCCAGCAACAGAACUAUUUAGUUGAAUACGAUUUGGAGAAUGACAGGUUUGGGUUCGCGAAGAAGAAGUGUAGCCCGUGAGUUUUCAGGGGUAAAUUUGACUUUUCACAACGAUGAGAUCAAUUUUUAUGAUUUUUAAUUCCGUUUUCCGAAAUAAAAGAAAAGGGUUUAAAUGUUUAUAGAAAUAUCAGAAAUAUGUAAGAGUAGUAAAAUUAAUAAAUUAAAAAAAAAAAUCGUAAUAGUUGGAUGCUAAAAUUGUCGAUGCUAGACAUUAUCAUUAGAAGAAAGAUGUUUGCAUUAUCGAAUAUGGACAAUAUAAUACAGUGAUACCACGUCAAUGUCCAUUAAUCUAAAGUAACCAAACAACCACUAAUAUAUUCACUAAUUAUCAUAGUAUUUUUAGAAAUUGAAUGUUUAUUGAUGUGAAACAAACAUGUAAGUACAUAUGACAUAUCCCCGUG